Culex pipiens pallens (northern house mosquito) is the source of this 13341-nucleotide messenger RNA. RefSeq names its product protein quiver (gene qvr). NCBI's taxonomy places the organism in Eukaryota, Metazoa, Arthropoda, Insecta, Diptera, Culicidae. The record is from RefSeq and is a predicted model, not a curated record. The transcript is spliced from 5 exons. The coding region runs from base 767 to 1234 and encodes 155 amino acids. Gene Ontology annotation, biological process: sleep; regulation of synaptic transmission, cholinergic; positive regulation of voltage-gated potassium channel activity.
UCGGUCUGGAUCACGCUUUUGAUACAAACACAGACACAAGUGUCGCCCCCGUUCGCUCUUUCUCGCUUUCCCUUCGCCAAAUUUCUCACUUGCGCUCGGGGUGAGGAAAAUUCACAUAUUUCUAAACUGGGCCUUCAUCAAAUCGCCGUCACUCUCGUCGCUACUUUUCACUGGUGCUGACCUGUCUCUAGUAAGAGCUCUCGUCGCGGAAACUACUACUACUGCUGCUGCAGGAGGAAGAAGACCACCUUUGGUUAUAGAUUUUUCACCUUCUGGUCUGAGGGGAAAAAUGUGGAUUUUCGCGUGAAAAUCGUCCGAAAUAGUGGCGAAAAGUGAGUUUCGAUUGAAGUUCGAGCACUUUUGAGGGCGGAAGUGAACGGGAAAGUGGAAAAUUAACGCUGCCUGCUACGACGACGAUGGAGUGGAAAAUGGGCAAUCUGCCCCAUCACUAAUGUCGCAUUGCAGAUGUUGAAGUUCAAGUGAUACGUCCAUUUCCAGCGAUGUUGUGAAGUACUAAAAAUCUUCCCAUAACAAAAAAGAAAUGAAGCUACUGAAGUGGUGAUCACUUAAUUGAUCAAACCGAUAAGCUAGAGUGAGACGGGCCUUCAACUCGAAAAUGGUGCUGUGAAAAUCACAAAAUUUUGCUGCAGACUGGUGGAACUGGUGGAAAUCUACAAUAUCAGAACGGAGCUGCAACACCCUAGGAUAACCAAUUUCAGCAUACAACCCACAAUUAGCGAUACAUCAAACAUCAACGACCAACACGAUGGAUAGAAAGCAUUGGAUUUUAAUACCCUUAGCGAUCAUAGUUUUGUUUGUUCAGUUAAGUUUAUCGGACAACUGUUUCCCAUCACGAUCAAUUUACUGCUACGAGUGCGACAGCUGGACGGACGCCCGAUGCAAGGACCCCUUCAACUAUACGGCCCUCCCGCGGGACCAGCCCCCCCUGAUGACGUGCAACGGAUGCUGCGUGAAGAUGGUGCGGCACUCGCGAACACCUUAUGAAGUCGUCAGACGAAUGUGCACAUCACAGUUACAGAUAAACUUGUUUAUGGUAGAUCAUGUGUGUAUGAUGGAAAGUUCAGGCAAUGGCCAUAUGUGUUUUUGUGAGGAAGAUAUGUGUAACGCAAGCCCCCCCAGCUUGCUGGUCGCCAAGCACUUGAAUGUGAAAAUGUGUAUCACGAGCGUACUCGCCGUCAUUUUGCUGAAUACCGUCCAGCGGGUAUUUCGGUAAACCGCCAACCGAUUCCGAUUGUGAAAGUCGAGCCAAAAUCCAAAAACGAACCAAAGAAAGUCGUUCGAACAAACUGGGAAUCAUGACAAACGACAAAAACCGCUCGAUUUUUUUCGUUUUUCUACGCAAAAGUUUUUCUCACUUUGCUCAUUGCAGGUGGUUUGCGGUGAUUGUGGAAUUUCUUACAAAUCAUCCGAUCUACAGCCCUGAAAAACAACCCGUAAAUCAUUUAGCCACUUAACAAAACCAUCCCUCGAAAGACGCGAACUCAUGCUCAACCCUACUAUUAUCCUUAUUAUUUAUCAUGUUGCGAAAAUAAAAUCGAUGAUGACCAUUUGAAUGAGUCUAAUCGUCGAAAAUUUUGUUAACAUCACUAAUCGCUAUAUGAGGUAGAUGUGUACCUUAGUUUCAUCUGAUCAAUACCCAAAAGUGCACAGUGCUGGCAAAAUGUGUUAUCUCUUUGAAUUCCUUAAUCGUCCUCGUCGUCCAAGAAAAACGUAAAACAGAACGACUCCAUCUGUCAGAAUCCGAUACCCAAAUUUCAUCAAAUCGCCCCAACUCCUCUCUUUUAAGAUAACGUUUCCCAUUUACGUAUAUUAGUCAAACUCCCUCUCUUCAUACAACCUUCAUAAAGGAAACCUAAGUAACUGCAUGAUAACCAAACUAACGUUCGAAUUCGUAUUUUUCUUUUAUUUUCUUUAAUCCAACCUACUAACUUAACCCUAAUCUCUCUUAAACUCUCGAAUCCAGCUAUAGAAGUUUUCACUCCUAUUACAACCUACAAUUAAACCAGUUUUUCCCUAGUUGAAUGAUUUCACACGUUCCAUUUGUUCAUAACAUAGACUUAGAUUAUCUAUUAUGCUAUUUAAAGAACGCAAGAGUUUCUUUUUUUACUGAGCAGAUUUAUUAAAUCCCCAUUUUCAUCUGUAAAGAAUAUUCGCUAGUUUCUUGGUAUUGUUAUUAUUCUCAGUAAUUAGAUUAACACUCAUGCACUAACGAGUGUAAUGAAAAAGCUUUAAAACAUUGAGCAAAAUUGAGCAAACGCUGGAAAACCCUCAACCGAUAUGCAAGUGUUAAACGCGGUUUUGCUUCCGUGGCAAGCGACUUAACACACACCCACUGUAAAUAGCUAGAGUUAUCAUUUUCUACACCAUAAGCUGAGCUAAUGGUAACAAUAAAGCAUCACAGAAACAGUGACGAGCAUGAAAAUAUCAUACACUUUUAUCAGCAAACAGGUAGAUAGUAAGUCAUGAAAUACAAUAAUCUCGACUUAAUUGGGUUGUUGGUAAAAAUUAGGUGCUAACGGUUCAUUAUGAAAUUAUUUCAAUUGCAAAAUAAACACUUUAAAGUUUAUUUAUUCCUAAAACAAAGCAAAACUUUAAAUUAAAAUCAGUAACAUUUAACUCUCAAACCGAGAGUAAAAUGCUCCUCACAGUUUUGCAAGAUUUCAGAAACUGUUGGCACCUCAUUGCGGAAACCCAAAGGACAACAACGCGUAGACAGAUUAAACAGAUUCCUCCUAAAAAUAUUCUAAAUCAGAGCUAUACAAGAGGAAACAAUCACACAUCGAGCAUGGAACGAGUAGCACACCCUCAAACACUACGCUAAAACAGAAAAAAAACAAUUGCGAAACUUUCACUUAUAUCAUUGCAUGCGUUGAUUUGUUUACCAUGUUGACAGAUUAUUGGGAAAUGUUUCAUCGGUCAACUUUGACAAAGUGGGCGUUGCGUGAAUCUGAAGUCUAACAUUUAGCAGUCUGAUGGUGAGUUUUAUUCGAAUGGGUACUUUCAAUCUUCAAAAAGGAUACGUUUUUUAAAAGUUUAACCGGCGUCACCCUUUUAAAAGGGUAUGUCAAAAUCAGUACAUUUUCGAUACCAUUUUAAAGGGUGACGACGGGUGAACUUGAAAAAAGGAUACUUUUUACUUUGAGUGUAUUGUGUCUUAUGUCAGACUGAAAUGUUUCGUGAAAAUUUUCCGAUGAAAUAUUUCAACUGUUUCAAAAAAAUGUUUUUUUUACCAAUACCCCUCUGCUGUCAAAGUAAACUGAUGAAACAAUAUGAUAAAAUACACCAAAAAGUAGAGAUUCGGGAUUACAUUGUUCCAUCUACUUAGUUAAACAAGCUCGAAAUUUGUUCAAACGCCAUUUUGUACAUACAAAGAAACAACCAAAGAGUACACUUCUAACUAAAAUCCAACCAGUUUGGAGCGAUCCAGAGUGCAUCUGCAUUUGCAUGACUUUUUCAAAUUUCACAACCUCACAACUUUCACCCCCAGAUAAAAAGAGGAAAUUUUGCGACAAUAGCCCCCUCAUGGUGAUAUAGAUAGAAAAAAAAGUGUAUAUUUUGUUAUUCAGUUUUACUCGUUUGUUUUUUUGUCAGAAGAUUUGAGGCAAAAUGUUACCAGAAUGAUAGAAAAUGACAAAAGGUAGGCUAGUAAUCAACGAAUAGUUUAGUUUAGAGAUGGUGGAAGAAUGCUUUCCAGAAUAACUGCUUGUAAUCGUUUAGUUGAUCGGGUCAUGUUUAUAUUUCUAAUGGACUUUUUUGAAAUCUUAUAAAAAGGCUAUUUUUAUAAAGUUAGGAGCUUUUACCAGCGGCAAAACAACAAUAGACAGAUGAAAAUAAUGCUUUUAGAAGCUUUCAAAUGAAACAGAGAGUGUUAUAACUAAAUUAGAUUAUUUUUUAUUAAAGAUAACUCUUAAAAACUUGUCUUUAUCUAGUUAGCUUGCUAACAUUAACAGAUUAUGUUAUUUUGAAUUUAUAGAGCUUCUCAAGGCAAAUUAACCCACUGAAAAUCAUGUUUUAGAAAUCUCAAUAGUUAAUGAAAUCUUGCAGUGCUUUUCAACUUAUGAACUUAUGAAUGAUAAGAAUUUUUGAAAUUAUCAUUCACAUCAAUUCUACAGUUUUCAAAUCAAACUUUCUUUAGAUAGUUUUUAUUUUCAAUAAUUCAAUUCUUUUCUUAUUAUUCUGAAACAAAUAACACAAAACGAUACAACAAAUCUUUAGAUUUCAUAACAGACCAACGCAAAACAAUAAUCUGUCCUGGCAACAAAAGCAGAUUAGUAUUUACAAGACCCGGGUCAUGACGACUACAUACACAAUAAAUGACUAUGCCAUAGCUCAAGAAAAUUUACAAGGGAUUAUGAAACAAAAACUUUAAAUCCGGAAAAUGUCAAUAUUCCAACCUUCGUGUCCAAAUGAUCCCACAUUUAGAUCGUAAUUGCUGUUCAAAAUCUAAAUUGACAAAAAAAAAAGAACGAAAAACAAUCCAAAACACUUUGUUUCGUCAAACUGAGCAGCAAACUUGUUAUUCAGCCUAUUUUAACGAAAACGGGACAGAGAAAACGAUUGUAAAAAGAGUUAUUCUGCUGCAAAACCAAAAAGAUUUACAAGCAGUUUUUUGGAAAUUUUAUUAUUGUAAAACAAAACAAACAUCCGUGAACAUAUUUUGAUACAUUGGAAAGGGAUAUAACAUUAUUUAAAUGGAGAAAAAGCAAGUGAGCAAAUAUAACAAAACUUUAGUAAAAAGCAGACAAAAAUCGGUUAUUUUUGCAAAUCAGUUCAUGUCCCUCAACAGUUUGUUUCUUCGAAUCUCUAGAGGUAACAGUUCAGCGUCUACACAACUCAUUCUCAUCUUGCUCUGUUGUUUGCUAGAUUUCGCUCUUUUUCGUAGAAGUUCAAACUUAGCUGCUGUAUAAAAGGUUAACCUUUUCCGAACCCAAAACGCAUGAUUAUUUUUCAGAUCACAAUCUUCUACCAGCUGGCUCAACCACUUUACGACGUACACAAAUACAGGGAGUUUCAUAAUUAUAAAAAAAAAUAAUCAAGGAGUCAAUUAGUAUGACAGACAAUCCCAGGUGUAAAAUAAUUAGUUCUUGGUUUCUCUUUUUCAAUAACUUUUUUUUCUUUUUCCACCUAUUUAAUUAAAUAUUCCACGCAAUAACAAAUCCAACUUUACCAAUAAUCACAGUAACAUAUUUUUCCUCCUACUUUUCCCUCUAAAACUUACUUAGUAAUAGUAUUUUCUUUUCUCGCGCAGAAAACCUCUCUCACCGCCACCACGACUUCCUUGAACGCAACUUGCUUGCAAAUCUUCUCUUACAUCUAGUACAAAUUUGGCCUUCACCUUGCUCCGCUGUAAAUAAAUUAUUUCUCAACUCUUUUCACGAAGUGAAAACCCCCGAUAGUCAGUACAUUCUUAUGAUUGAUUACUAGUCCAGAGUUGGAAAUGUGAAAAACACAAACUCAAAAAUAAGCUGAAAUAUUGCAUGACCUAACUCUUGUUUUAAGUUCUAAUCUCUUACCGAUUGUAAUAUAACUAUAGUGCGUUAUGCGGAAUGUGAGCUUUCGUUGUUGUAAUUAUGUGUUGUUUUUCAAUUAUUAUUUUUUAGUUAUGAUUUGUUUUUUUAUGUAUAAUUUUCUAUUUGCACCCCGCCCUGCUUUCGUUUGAUCGGUGUAUUUUUUUUGCGUGAUAACUUUUGCUACCGGAAAAAGUAAUUCAAAGACGUGUACAAAUUUUGUCUCGCUGUAAAGUAGCGUACUUUUUGUUUUCGUAAACAGAUUGCAAAACUAGAAAAAACACAUGACUAGCAUGCAACUAAAACAAAAUCAUUCAUUCAGAAAUACUCAAAUGAUUAGGAAGAAGAACUCGGAAUAUUCCACAAGUUAUUGAUUACAGUAAAAAGAAGAAAAGUCAAACUGAAGAAAGCAUCUAUUACGUAUUCGACAGAAGUUUUUCAAAAAGUUAGAUAAUUUUUCGAUUCUGUCCCAUUGCAAACUAAAUCAAACGUUCACUUUCGUGAAAUAUUUUAUCUGUUUUUUUUUUUCGACACAUUUUCAUAUUUUGCACUUUUUCAAAUCUUUAUCUCUGUUAAGUAAAGUUUGAUUUUUGAUUGUAUGAUUUUUCAGUUAUUUCUAGAAUCCAACAAAAAAACAUACUUAACAAUAUCAUUAGUUACAUUUCACUCCCUAAAUCCACCUUUCAACAAAAAUAUUGUAUGUCGGAAUUCCAAAAACAAGCAAUGAGCAUUUAACAUCGUCAAAAAUUUGCUUCCUUCAACGAGAUUUAAUUACGCCUAAAAGGGCAGUAGCAACCGUCGUCGUUGUCAUCAUCGUCAGCGUGGCCAUCAGCCUGGUUCAUGCCUCCCUGGUGUAUCAUAAUAAAAUUAGUAGCAUUCUGUGGUGGGCCAAUCCAAACCGUGCGCAAGAAUAAUUAAACAACCACCACCCUGUGCGCUGAUUUUAACAACCCAGCUAAUGGAAUUUAUAACUAGAGUUCGUGGGUUUUCGCAUUUUCAUCCAUGAGAACAAUUUUUAUUUCAAAAUAAAUUGAAAAAAAAAUCAAACUUGGCAAAACGAUGCACUGCACAUCCAUUUUCCAGGAAAUACAAACAAAAGAAGACUGCAAAACUUGCGCACACAUUCUCGAACAAAAAACAAGGGUAAGGAAUUCCCGUUGAAACUGUGCAAGCUUCAUGAAUAAAUGAUUGCGAACCGUUUCUUUCUUUCUUUUUUUUUCGGGUUGUGUGUACCAACCUUUUUUCGCAUCGCCAAAUUUUCCACCAGGGAAAGCUUGCAAUGUUUCCCCGACGGAAAACGGCUCCUUCAGCCAAGUCGUUAGGGCUGGAGCAACUAUUGCACAGAGUUUUUUGUGUGUGUUUUCUCUACGCGUGUAGUGUGCAAAAAAGAACUUACAUAAAAUAUGUUCAAUGUUGGAGAGUAUCCACAGAAAGUACAAGGAUCUAUUUUUUUAGAUUAAUUUAAAAUUGCUGUACUUAAUUUUUUUAAGAACUCAAAAAAUCAUUAAUUAGUAAUCUGAAAGUAAACAGUGUUUAAAUAUGUUUUCAAUAUUUAGCAAAGGUUAUUUAUAAAGAUUAUAAACAUAUUAAACACAUUGAAAAAAAAUAGAGUAAUUGGAAAGUAUUUUUAACACACUUUUAGUAGAUCUUUUUGUUUCAUUUAUUUGAUUCAAAUACAAUAAUGAGAAAUCUUUUAGAUGGGCUUAUACUAAAAAUUUAAUUAAAAUUUGCAUUUUUUUAUAAAAUUGUAUGGAAAAUUGCACCCAGAAAUAUGUAAUCAAUCAAAUAGACGUUUAUUCUUUCCACUCUCUAUCGGUCUGAUAGCCGUGUGUGCUGGUUUCAAUCCCGUCUGCUGCAACUUUUUUUUGUAUUUAGAGAAACUGUAGAUUAGGGUGGUUCGAGAUAGUUGAUUUUUUAGAACAAUUUAUAUUCGGUCCGUAAACAACUCCCCAAAUGUUGGGAGCAAUUGUUUGCGUCCACACUUUGCGCAAAAAACUUUAUUCUAGUUUGAUUUGAUCAUUUUUAAAACUUUCCAUAAAAUGACAAGCCAGUCUACUGUACAUGCAGCGUGUUGUAAUAUUAAGUGACUUUCCUCACAAAGGUGAUGUGCAUGCUUUAGCAUGCGAUUUUACCUUUCGGAGCAUUUAUUUCUGUUGACAUUACUUGCAUUACCAAGUGUACGAGACAAAUAACAAAUGACUAAACUUACAAAGAAAUUAGGAUAAGGAAAGAGAAAGCUUACAAUUGCACCGUAAAAAAUCGUUUUAUUUCAAAUAUCAAAUUUGAGGUAAAAUAACAAUGAAAAAGAGGUAACUUUUUCUAUAUUUUUAGAAUAAUUUAAGUAUUUUAACCUAAAUUGAAGUUAUAUAACAUCAUAAAUUGGGAAUCUUAAGGUAAUUAUCAAUAAUGGUUCUGAAUUCAGGGUCCAGAAACAGUAAAUUGAAAUGAAAAAUUAAUCACGAUGUGUAAAAUGCUUCUUUAAAAAAAUACAAAGUAAACCAUUUUUUAAUUGGUACCUUUGGAAUCAAUAUUUGAACGUUUCUCUAAAACAAAUAAUACGCAAUUCUAGAGUUCUUUUUUUUAAUGGUCCUAUGAGCUUUUGUGUUUCAUAUGUCUAUAGGACCUUUUCAAAUAAAACUCUAGAAUUGUUGCUGAGUGUGUAGAAAUUUCAAAUGACAUUUUGUAUGUCAAAAUAUUUAUUUCGGAAAAAAUCCGCGAAAAAACUUUUUUUUCUUCGCUGAAAUUCAAUAAAAUGCGAGAAUGUUGGACCUUUUCAAAUAAAACGCUGGGUGAACAGAAAUAUUUUCAAUCGAGUCUUCAUUUGCAUCGUUCUGCAAACAUUGCACAGUGGUCCAGAUCGCAACAUUAAGUGGAAAAUAGAUUUUCCGUAAAAUGAUGAAGUUUUGGAGCUUUGGUGUCUUCAGAAGAGUUGUUGCAUAUGGAAAGGGGCAACUUUUGGUUUGGUUGGAAAUUAGGGUGGUUCACUAUUAGGGUGAUUUUGAAAAUCUAACUUUUCUGGAAUAUUUUUGGGAUUUUUUUUUUGUCUUCCAGAAAGUUGUUGGGCUUGUCAAUCCAAGCAACUUUGUCGAAGACACCAAAAUUUUAUCUCGUAAUCUACGCCUUCUACGACCAAAUUUAUAGAAAGCAUCUGAGCAAACCUUCAAAAAUCAGUUUUUUGACCGUGGCAAUUCAGAGUUAAGUUUUAGAGAAAAGUAAUAUUCGGGGCACUUUUAGAGCUUUAAAAAAACAUUUUUUUUACGAGUCAAUUUGGACUUGAAGGUCAACAGUUACAGCGAUUUUAAGGUAAAAAAGAUGCAAAUUUAAAACUUAAAUAUCUCGAAAAGGCGCAAGCCAAAUUUUAAGCACCAGGUUGCAUUUGAAAGAGGAGAUCUAGCACUACCAACGCUGAAUCUGAAUCUUUUUCAACACUUUGGGUCAAUUCUGAAGGCAGAUUCAGCGGGCAAAAUUACAUAGAAAAACAUAUAUUUGGGCAAUUUUCGAAAUUCGUUAGGGUGGUCCCAUAAGGUUUUCCCUUAAAAAUUAGACUUUUUCAAAUGAAGAUAUCUCGAGUUUAAAGAAAAACACCCCUGACAUUUUUGUAGUGCUCGAGCUCCUCUUUCAAAUGCAACCUGGUGCUUAAAAUUUGGCUUCCGCCUUUUCAAGAUAUUUAAGUUUUAAAUUUGCAUCUUUUUUACAUUAAAAACGCUGUAACUGUUGACCUUUAAGUCCAAAUUGACUCGUCAAAAAAAAAAGUUUUUUUUAGAGCUCUAAAAGUGCCCCGAAUAUUACUUUUCUCUAAAACUUAACUCUGAAUUGCCGCGGUCAAAAAACUGAUUUUUGAAGGUUUGCUCAGAUGCUUUCUAUAAAUUUGGUCGUAGAAGGCGUAGAUUACGAGAUAAAAUUUUGGUGUCUUCGACAAAGUUGCUUGGAUUGACAAGCCCAACAACUUUCUGGAAGACAAAAAAAAUCCCAAAAAUAUUCCUGAAAAUAUUUUCAAAAUCACCCUAAAAGUGAACCACUCUAAUUUCCAACCAAACCAAAAGUUGCCCCUUUCCAUAUGCAACAACUCUUCCAAAACUUCAUUAUUUUACGGAAAAUCCAUUUUCCACUUAAUGUUGCGAUCUGGACCACUGUGCAUUGAUACUUCUCUUCUUCGAGGGUUAUCUCUAGGGUUAGUGAAAUUUCACGAUUUCGGGGACAGCGUGAAAUCCGUGAAAUUUGGCUUUUUCCUCGAAAUCCUGUGAAAUUUUAUAUUUGUGUAAAACUAUAACGAUUUUUUUCAAAAUGAUUUAUCAAACUCCAAAAGGACUAAAAAUAAUCUUAUGAAAUACUGUAGAAUUAAGCGAGUGCAUACCCUUGUUUAAUUGCUAACAUAGGGUUAGUAAUUUUUGACGAUUUUGUGGACGCCGUGAAAUUUAUCAAUGUUCUCAAAUCUGUUUUUUUUUAAAUAACAACAUAAUAAAUAUUUCAUACGUACAGACUAUUAAAGUAAAUUUUGUUUGUUUACAACUGAAAAGCUUGUAAUGAACCAUUUGAAGAAUGGUUCAAAUUUGUUAGUUUUUUUCAACUAUGUUUAACUAUGUUUCAUUUGCCGUAAUAAAAAAAAUACUGCUGCUUAUUUAAAGGUAUAGUUUCUUAACGGUACACUCAACCAUAGCUUAUGCACCCUGAUUUCUGUUACAGGCAUUUUGGUAUCUUCAAUACUACGGGAACUAUCGAUAUAAUUUUUUAUUCAUCCCCUAAAUUACUGUCUUCGUAGUUAUUUACAACAAUGUUUGACUAUUUUUAUAAUCAGAUUCUUGCAGGAUUGGGUCCGUAAGUUUGGCAAUUUUGGAGUAAGAAGACAACAACUUCCUUGGUUGCUGUGCACCCUUAAGAAAUUACAAGAAUCAAGCUUAGUUUUAUUCAAAUUAAAAUGAAGGGUAUUUUUUAUCUUUGAAAUCAACUUUUGAAAGCAUUUCAGAGUCCUGUUUAAUUUUAACGAUACUUGAUUAUUUUGGUGGAUGAUUCCAGUGAAAGUUUAAAAAAAAUAUAUUUAUUUUUUGUUUUUGUUUUGAAUAAAAAUUUCGUUUUCGCUAAAAAUAUAUUUAUUUUUAAAUUUUGAAUAGGGAGAUGAAAACCUUGCAAUGUGCUAAAUGUCGCAAAAAAAAAUCAAAUUAUUUCACUCAUUUUGGAUGGACAAGAUUGUUAAAUCUUGCUUUGAUAUGAAAUUCAAUAAAAUGAAACAAAGCAGCGAAAACUAUUUAGCUUUAUUAGUCAAAUAUUAAAAAAAGCAGUUCAAUAAAUGAGAAUACACCAGCCUUGCAUUUUGUUUCAAAAUAUAUAUAUUAUAAUAGAGCCCAUCCGUAAACCAGGUGGAAUCUUUUAGGAAAAUUAGAAGAUUUUUUUUGUGUCAGGUUCAAAUUUAUUGAAAUUGUUUUUAGUUUGUUUAAAUGAUGUAUAAUGAAGCAUAAAAAGUGUGUAAGUGUGUAAGAUUUUCAGAGUUAUUUGAAAAAACAUCACGUGUCGCGAAAUUUGCGUGAAAUUUGGUGUUUUGAAAUUGAGGUCUCCGUGAAAUUUGCAAUUUUCGAGCGUGAAAAAUCACUAAGCCUACUUAUCUCGAUGUUGACAACCAGUACGUCGACUAUAUUAACAACUGGCGAAACUUGGUUGUACGAUUAACUUUUAUGAAUUUGAUUUUGCAAAAAACUGAAAAUUCAACCAAAACAAAGCACCAUGCGUCUCCAUUAAAAAGGUUCAUAACAAGCAUUUUCUAAGGCGAUGCUAGGAUAUUUUUAAAAAGUUCAUCAUUGAAUAAAAAUUGGUUUAAUUUUAAAAUCCUUUUUUUCCAUUGAAAAUCUUUCCCAGCACAAAACAACAAAAUGAUGACGAUGGCGAUGACGACGACGAAGCAUAAAUCUCUUCCACAGCUCUCUAGCUCCCGAGAGUUACUCAAGAGGUUCGCGAAACAUUUCCUCCAUCCACUUGACCAGGCCUCAAAAGUGCGACUUUUUACUCAGAAGUGCCACCGUGACUUGGUGGGUGGUCUGACGCUACUUGCAACAAGACUCUUUACACGGCUCGCCCAGCGGCAAACAAAAUUGGAUUAAUUUUCUCUCCGGCAGUUUUGUGCACCCCCUGGGGAGAGGCAAAAGAAACCAUAUUUUUCGCGCAACCCAAAACCUAUUAUAACUUCUUGGUUGCGGUUUUUAGGGUGAGUGCACCGGUGUUGGGUCGCCUUUUUUAAAAAAAAGAUUUUUAAAGUUGGGACAAAGUUGAUCGUCUCAACUCAGAAAGCUACUUCCAAUCGAUUGAAUAUUGAAUGGAUGUCGAGACAGAAGUAGCAGAAUAAGGAAAAAAUUGCUGCGAAAGCAUCUCAAGCGAAAACGUGUCUACCCUCUCAAGUCGCAAUUGUGGGUGAGUGUUAAAUCGAUAUUCUAGUUUCGCGAGGUUUUUGUUGAGUGUUGAUUUCAAGUUUGUAAGAGAAAAAAAACGCGCGGAGGCGAGUACACGAGCUGAAUGCUUGUGAAAUGUUUAGAAAUCAUUUAAAUGUAAGGUAAUAGAAGGUUUAAAAACAUCGCGUAUACACACAACAGUGCUUCGAGCUCCAUGUUAAGAACCAAAAAAUAGCACAUAUAUUCCUCACAAAUUUGAGAAAGCAUCUGUGUUAACCACGUUCAACUUCGCGCAGGAUGGUCGCUUAAUCUGGUCGCGAUAAAGAACGAACAAGAUGGGUGGAGGUCUUAACAUUCUUUUUCACAUUUUUUUUUAUUUUGGUGCCUGGGCUGAUUGACAUUAAAUUGUGUACCGGAUCGAGCGAUGAAGGGUUGGUGAUUCGUCUUUUUUUUUUCUAAAUACCUAAUGCAUGAUUCUAACAAGUAAAUAUGUAAACCUAACUUUUUCAUUCAACCGAGUAAAAUCACCCCCUUUCAGAACUCUCAACCAAGGUCUCUCAACUGGGCACCACCUCCAAACUCCACCCAGCUUCCCCAAAACACUCGAAUUUCCGCUUUUUCACACAUAUGUGACCACGGCCAUGACAUUUUUCAGCAUAUCGACACAUAUUGCUUCCGAUGAUUGUUCGACUAUGCCCCAAACAAGCAAUCUAAGCAAAACAAAAAAAAAUGAAAAAAAAUAAACUCAUUUAUAAGAAAUAAUUGUAAAGCUAAAUUUAAGCCAGCCCAUUUUGAGAUCACAGCAGAAUAAUUAGAAGAAAAAAAGAAGAAUCUAAAGAGUACAUCCACUCUAACUGUAUGUCACACAGCGACAAUGUAAGACUGUUGAAAAGUCUUGUACAGAAAGGUAAAGGACGAGGACAAGAUAGAGUGCAGACUUUUAAGCACACGUACACGAUCACACGAAAACACAAACACACUAACACAACUUCUUCCAGCUUACUCACGAGUUUAGUUUUUUUUAAUUGAAUGAAAAAAAGUAUAUUAAAGGAUUGAGGAGAUAGAGAAAGGCAAGAUUUGUGUGUCAAUUAAACACAAUUUAAUAAGAACAAAGUCAGCAUCAGCAGGUUAAGCUUUAAUAUUCGCUGGAAGGCGUCACACAUUUUUAAGGAAAUAAUAAUUUCGAUGGCAUGUUUUAUAUACAGUUAAAAAAGGAUAGCUUAGAUUGAGCCCAGAAAAGAUGUUUAGAAACCAGCUAAGCGAAAAGAAUAAAACCUUUCAAAAUAUCUUAAAUUUAAACUAUCUAGCAAAACGUUACAUUUAUAAGGACGAGUGCUGCAAAAGAAAGAAAGAAUUUAUAGGAGCUACCACGCAGAGAAGGAGUGUUGUUUCAAGUUAGAACUUAGGACGAAUAAAAAAUCACAAAUGUUAUCACAAGA